AUGAAUGAGACCCGUGACAACAGCAGCAUCAGCAGUAUUAGUGCUACUGUGGAACUGUUCCAGCUCAUCAUGUACACCCCCAUAUUCACUCUGGGACUGCUGUUCAAUGUGAUGGCUCUGUCAUUUCUGUUUUUUAAGGUUAAAAAGUUGUCAGAGUCUACAGUCUACAUGGUAGCCCUUAUUUUCCUGGAUACUUUGCUGCUGUUUACUCUUCCUUUUAAAAUCAUUUCCUACCACCUUCAGAACCAGUGGAACUUGGGGUCUGUGUUUUGCUCCACCUUGGAGAGUCUUUACUUUGUAAACAUGUAUGGCAGCAUCCUCAUCUCCCUAUGCAUCUGUGUAGACCGAUACAUUGCCAUCCGGCACCCUUUCACAGCUCCCACCCUGCGAUCCAUCAAGAAAGCUGCUAUAGUCUGUGCUAUCAUCUGCCUGGGCACCUCAGCCGGGACAGCCUCUACUUUCCAACUGCAUGGAAAGGGCCACAACAUCUCAUCCUGCUUCCAUAACUUCUCCAAGAGCACAUGGGAAAAUGCAGGCCUGUUCAGCGCCUUGGAGGUCACCUUCUUCAGCAGCAUGGCAACCAUGACCUUCUGCACUGCUCAGACCAUCAGGUGCCUGAGAAAGCACAGAAAACCGGAUAACCCCCAAACACACACCACAAGGGCAGAGACGAUAGUGGUGACAAACCUUGCGGCAUUUCUGGUCUGCUUCACACCUUAUCACGUGGCAUACUUCCUGUACUUCUUGGUGAAGAAUAACAUCAUUCACACCAGGUUUCAGCAGGUGCUACGAGACAUCCUUCAGGUCACCCUUUGCUGGGCAAACCUGAAUUGCUGUCUUGAUGGGGCAUGUUAUUAUUUUGUUUUAAAGGAGUCAAUGGAAGACCCAUUGCAAAACACUGUAUGA
Messenger RNA from Melopsittacus undulatus (budgerigar), 906 nucleotides. Its product is annotated as G-protein coupled receptor 55-like. Gene Ontology annotation, cellular component: plasma membrane. The transcript has a single exon. Gene Ontology annotation, biological process: positive regulation of Rho protein signal transduction; phospholipase C-activating G protein-coupled receptor signaling pathway. Lineage: Eukaryota; Metazoa; Chordata; Aves; Psittaciformes; Psittaculidae. Gene Ontology annotation, molecular function: G protein-coupled receptor activity. The coding region runs from base 1 to 906 and encodes 301 amino acids. The record is from RefSeq and is a predicted model, not a curated record.